This is a messenger RNA of Humulus lupulus (European hop), 1617 nucleotides long. RefSeq names its product receptor-like protein 43. The transcript has 2 exons. Gene Ontology annotation, molecular function: protein binding. The coding region runs from base 1 to 1617 and encodes 538 amino acids. NCBI's taxonomy places the organism in Eukaryota, Viridiplantae, Streptophyta, Magnoliopsida, Rosales, Cannabaceae. The record is from RefSeq and is a predicted model, not a curated record.
AUGUUACCAGAUUUGUUCUUCUUCUUGCUCAUCCAUUCUCAACUUCUCAUUUCAUCUUCUUCGUCUUCUCCUCCAGUACUCCAGUGCAAUCCUGAUGAAAGAUCCGCCCUUCUCCAACUCAAGACCUCAUUCAAAUUUGUUGCUGAUGGAAGUUUGAGCUGUGCUCGUUUGAACAAAAAUGGAACUUCACACGAUGCAACAGCCUUGUGGAAUGAGAAAACUGAUUGUUGCACAUGGGAGGGAAUUAGUUGUGAUGUUUUUGGCAAUGUCAUCGUUUUAGAUCUGAGUUGUGGCAGCCUUCAAGGCCUGGAUCUCAGGCAGUGUAAGCUGCAUGGGAAGCAACUAGAGAAUAUUUUCGUAUUGUCGAAACUCCAAUCUCUUUUUUUACGAGAGAAUGAAGCACCAAAUGGAUCUUUUCCAAGAUCUAAUUGGAGUAGUGCACUAGAGUAUUUAGAUAUCUAUAACAACACCUUCUCCAUUGACCUACCUCUUUUAUUGAAAAAUAUACCAAAAUCUUUGUCUAUUUUGUAUUUAAGUUUCAAUAACUUAGUUGGUCCACUUCCAGACAACAUUCAUUUUCUUGCUGGUAGUGCUCCAAAAUUCAUUGGUUUGGAUUUAUCAAAUAACUUACUCAACGGAACAAUACCAUCGUGGAUAUAUGCCAUACCUUAUUUGGAGGAUUUAUACCUUAGUCACAACCAAUUCACUGGGGAGAUAAUUGGUGGCUUUCAAAGUCCAAGCGUUCAACCUUUGGAUCUUUCAUCAAACAAGUUGAGUGGUACUUUGGAAUUGGAAAAGCUUUUAAAUUUCAAAAGGUUAGUAUAUCUUGACCUUUCCUCUAAUAAUAUUUCAGUGACUUUUGGAAACUCCAAAAACUAUAGACUGGAUAAUCUUGAGGGAUUAUAUCUGUCUUCUUGCAACAUUACUGAGUUCCCACACAUUUUAAAAUCUUCAAAAACAUUAUUUGGCUUAGACCUCUCCCAUAAUCAUAUUCAAGGACGUGUUCCUAAAUGGUUAUGGGAAGUGGGAAACAAUUCUCUAACCAACUUGACUCUCUCUCACAACUUGUUAACACACAUAGAGCCACUUCCAUGGAAUGGGCUAAGAUACCUUGAUCUUAGCUCCAACUUGUUUUCAGGAACUCUUCCAAUUAUUUCAUCAUCAAUUCUAUGGUUCUUCUCAGUAGCCAAAAAUCAAUUUGAGGGAGAGAUCUCAACUUCCUUUUGCAAAACGACAUCCCUUGCAGUGCUUGAUUUAUCUUCUAAUAAUUUGAGUGGCAUCAUUCCUGAAUGCAUGGGAAAAUUUAGCAAACAGCUUUCAGUCUUGAAUUACAUGGGAGAGUAUUAUUACCAAGACUCUAUAACAGUGACCAUGAAAGGAUAUGAGUUAGAGUUGGUGCAUAUCCAAACUAUCCUUGUAAGUCUUGAUUUCUCCUGCAACAAUUUUAUUGGAGAGAUUCCAGGGUUGCUUGAAAGGCUUAAGUCGCUCAAGGGCCUCAACAUUUCUCAUAAUAUGUUAAGAGGUGUCAUACCAUCAUCGCUGGGAAAGUUGACUAACCUUGAGUGGUUAGACCUCUCUGCUAACAAGCUAAGUGGGAAUAUUCCUUUGCAGUGUUGA